Molecule: messenger RNA, 3454 nt
Organism: Sebastes umbrosus (honeycomb rockfish)
Lineage: Eukaryota; Metazoa; Chordata; Actinopteri; Perciformes; Sebastidae
Gene: ccdc40
Product: coiled-coil domain containing 40
Exons: 19
Coding region: 277-3231 (984 amino acids)
Biological process (GO): epithelial cilium movement involved in determination of left/right asymmetry; heart looping; axoneme assembly
Cellular component (GO): cytoplasm; cilium
Source: RefSeq, a predicted model, not a curated record
CGGUUGCUUAGCGAGCUGGUUUGUCCUAUGGGUUUGUCAGUGACCGUGCGACGGUGGAAAGUGUUGUCACAAUUAUAGGAAAUGAUUACUAUUUAAUUCAGAUAUACGCUGUGUUUCUUGUAUUAGUUUGGUAGCUCAGGUUAGCUCUCCACUAAUGGAACGGUUGUAGUAACUGUGGCUUCAUGGGAACUAACCUCGGUCUAACCUCGGUCUAACCUUGGUCCAGGCUAACAGGUUACCGCUGAGCUAACGUUACAAUAGGUCACCACAGGUCCGAUGCAGAGUGCUGAAGCUGAGGGAGGCGGGGAGGAGGAGGUGAGGGAGGAAAGCUCCAGACACAAUGAGGAUGGAAGUGAAGCAGAAGACUGUGCAGCGACUGUUUCAGCUGCUCCAGAGACUCAGGCAGGACCAGAGUCUGAUGACCUGACCCCCCAGCUUCACCCUGACCUCAGUGGGGCAGAUGACUACUCCGCUGCAGCCACAGAGUUAGAAAAUGUUGCUCAGGCGGCACUGAGAGUUCACCUCUCAAACCUUAACACAUCAGAAGAUAUGGAGGAUCAGGAACCACUGCCGGAGGAGGAGGAGGAGGAGGAGGACGACGAUGACGAGGACGAUGACGACGACAAGUUCAUUGUUCUCGACUCUGAUCAUCCGCUGGUCACCAGGCAACAAGCUGCUCUGAGCAACCAGCUCAGUAAGCAGCUGGAGAGGAUCAACCUGGAACUGAAGGAAAAGCUGGCAACAGAGAAGGCAGAUAACAACCACAUACAGGACAUAGGUGUUGACAUGUUCAGGGUUCAGGAGGAGCUGGCCAGACUCCAGACCAGGCUGGAUGACCGGCAUCAUACCAAGGCACAGGCUGAAACCAAGCACCAACAAACACAGGAUCAGCUGGAGGCAAUGAAGAGCCAGUGUUCCAGCGUUACCAGCCAACACGGCAAAGUCAAAGCCUAUGUGUCCCAGUUACAGACAGAGCUAGAGAGGCUGAUGCUGCAUCUCGUCUUCACACAAGAACACAGUGAAGAUCUGCGCUCUAAUGUCAAAGCCAUGAAGAAUGCCAGACACAAAGCGGGAGCUGAGAAGAACCAGGCCGAAGACCAGAAAUUGAAGCAGGAUUUGUAUGUGGAGCGUCUAACAAAGGACAUGGAGAGGCUGACGCAGCAGAUAGCCAUGUAUGAGGCCCAGGCCGGUGCUCAAGCAGAGGAGACACAGGAAGCCAAAGAGGCUCUCUCUGAGGCUGAGAUGGAAAUGGAGUCUCUGGUGAUGGCGCGUAAACAGCUGCUGCAGCAGUGGAGCAGCAGCCUGGUGGGCAUGAGGAGACGAGAUGAGGCCUUCAGCGCCAUGCAGGAUGCUGUGCGCGCUGCCGAGCACCAGGUGAUCUUGCUUGACAGAGAGAUUGAAGGUUACAAGAGAUCCACCACUGAAGAGCAGGACCAAAAUGAGAUGCUAACGAUGCAGCUGAACUGGUCCCAGAUGGACGCUGCCACCUCCAAAAAGCUGCUCAGUCAGAAGCAGGCCCGGCAAGAGGCUCUGCAGGCCCACUACAGCACCUGCCUCCGCACUCUGAGGGAGACGGAGAGCACCCUCGCCCGGCUCUCUAAGGAAACCAGCACCCACCAUGUUGAAGUGAAGGAUCAGAGGAAGCAGUUGGAGAAAGAGAGUGCUGUGCGUCUGGAGAUGGAGGACAAGAUCAUGACCCACAUCCAGCAGGAGCUCACCUACAAAAAGGCUGCCAAGUAUUCCCAACAGCUCAUCAGCAGGAUAGCCACACUCAAGAAGGAGAAGCUCUCUCAGUUGUGGCAGCUGGAGAAUGAUGUGUGGGAUGUGGGACUGGAGAGCAGCGAGAUCAGCCAACACCUGGACAGCCUGACCGUCACACAGGAGGCCCUCGAUGAGGAGAUCGCAAAGUACAACAAAUUACUGACAUCCAACCAGACUGAGAUUUCUUCCUUUGUUAAACUCAUCAGGCACAAGCAGGCCACCAUCGCCAACUACAACAAAAAGAUCUGUCAAAUUGCAGCCAGCACUGGGUACGAGGACCUGAGUCCACUGCAAAUCAAGGUAGAGGCAUUAAUGGCUGAGAUCGAGGAGCUGGCAGCGAAUGUCAAGAGUGAUCAGCAGCUCUGGAUGAAACGACAAGGGACUCUAGUAGGACUGACCCAGGAGAUACAAGCCAACAGCAAGGACAUGCUCAAACUGCAGAUAGAGUACACUGGCAUGCAGCAGAAGAAAAUACGCCUGGAGAGUCAGAUUGAAGUAGAGCACCGUGAGGAGACGGAGCUGGACAAGAAUGCGAAGAUGCUGAGAGGAGACCUGCUGAAGCUCAACAGCCUGCUGAGCACCAACGGACAGCUCAGCCAGGCGCUGGAACAGGAGAACGCACUGAUGGAGACUGACUUCCUCCACAGGCUUCAGGAGGCAGAGCGAGAGGCUAUCGAGAUGCAGAUGACACACGAGAAGACCCAGGAGGAAAAAGAGAGACUCCUCAACUGCCUGGUGGAGGCUGAGCGGCAGAUCAUGCUGUGGGAGAAGAAGACCCAGCUUGUGAAAGACACUCGUUCAGCUGUGGACUCGGACACGGUUCAGGGAGACAUCCAUAUGAUGAAGAUUGAGAUACACCGUAUGGAGGUGCGAGUCAACCGGCUGAAGAAACAGCAGAUGCUACUGCUGAGGGAGAGUGAAGCAACAGUGGCAAGGAGGGAGACCGUCGUCCUGCGUAGGGAGGCCAUACGCCGCAGUCCCCACAAGCAGAAUAACACAAAGGGCGAGCUGAACCGCGUCAUUCAGGGCCUGCAGCGCAACAUCCGGGACACACACAAGCAUGUGGCAGACUGUGAGCAGGUGAUCUGGGAGCUGCAGGAGAGCCAGGAGAGUCUGAGCGACAGGCUCCCGCAGCUGAAGCAGCAGCUGAUAGAACUCUGCAGCACUAGCUACGUACUUGACACCGACUUUGAAAAUCUCCAGGACACCAAAGACAGGAACCUAAUCCACCUCGUGGCUCUACAGAGCCACAACAGGAAGCUGCAGGGGGUGUGUGGGGGAAGCUACCAAGCCUCGUCCACCAGCAAAUCCGUAGGAGCCGCUCUACAGAGCCAGAUGGAGCGCGUGCACGCCGUCAGCACCAUCUUGCACCGUGUGUGUGAGGAGUUCCCCCAGCACCAGGCGGCGCUGCGCAGGCUGUCGCUAGAGUUGGCAGCACGCACACGGGCCCCGGAGCAGGGGACGCCCUGAGAGUAAGGGAGGAUGGACACAUGACAGUGAGUACAGGGGAAGAAGUGUAGAGGAUGGAGAGGGAGUAGACGAUAAGAGGGAAAGAUUAGAUGAGUCAUAACCUGAGAAGUUUGAGAGGUCAUUUAUUUUCCUGUUUGCAUUCUUUUAUGCUUUGAAUGAAAUACAGAUUGUGAAACAAUGUAUUCAAAUAAAGACUCAUGAGACAGUAAUACAAAUAACUAAA